AUGUGCGGCCACGUUAUGCGCGGUCGCUUCACCGCUCACUGCUCUGAGUGUGGCAUCGACUACACAACGGCCUGGCCUUAUCAGACCCGCGUUUGCGUCCUGGUUCUCAUCACUCUAGCCUUCAUGUGGAUGCAUCCGGUCAUCGCCAAUACCGUCAAACGCGCCAUCUGGAUGGUGGUCAAGCCCCUUGCCAUCCUUAUCGGCUGGGCCUCUGUCGCAGUUGUUUGCUUCCUCAUCUUCCUCUUCAUCGACGGACCCAAGAUGAUUGCUAUCCUCCUCACCCCCGACAGUCGAGAAAAUGUUAACAUCCUUGGUGUCGACGUCGAGAACAACACCAAGCUCAACACCAUCUGGAGCCACCUCCACAACGACGAGGACCAGAUUAUCCCUGGCGGCGUCUUCGACAAGAAGUAUAAGCCCUUCCUCCCUUCCCGCAACCUGAAGCUGUCUGGUCCUCGACAGCAGAAGGCGCUCACUCGCAAGCGUGGCGUCUCCUGCUAA
Molecule: messenger RNA, 501 nt
Organism: Colletotrichum spaethianum
Lineage: Eukaryota; Fungi; Ascomycota; Sordariomycetes; Glomerellales; Glomerellaceae
Exons: 1
Coding region: 1-501 (166 amino acids)
Source: RefSeq, a predicted model, not a curated record